AAACUCCAGAGAGAUGGAUGUGGAGAAACAUGUCAAUGGGACGAGUGAAGAGGAGACCCAAUGCAAAGAGCCGCUGGACAGAAAUGAUUCCUCAGAAAUAAAGAUGCUAAUGGUGGGUGCCGAUGAGGUGGAAGGCAUUUCUCUGACUCAGAGCCCAGCGGAGCUCAAGGAAUCACUGUGGUUUGUGGAGUCGGAAGACCUUCUUGCAACAGGGGUGGAAGAAGUGUUUGACAUCUUGCCCCUCUAUGGAAUGCUGCAACCCAGCGAGAGUCAGCAGGUCUCGUUCACCUUUUAUGGCCACGCCGACAUCACUGCCCGGGCCAAGGCGCUGUGCAAAGUCGAGGGAGGCCCUACCUAUGAGAUCAUGCUGAGCGGAGAGGCUUCACUCAUCAGUUAUGCCUUUGACAUAAAGGAGAUUAACUAUGGGCUGCAG
Molecule: messenger RNA, 433 nt
Organism: Terrapene triunguis (Three-toed box turtle)
Lineage: Eukaryota; Metazoa; Chordata; Testudines; Emydidae
Product: hydrocephalus-inducing protein-like
Exons: 3
Biological process (GO): cilium movement; axonemal central apparatus assembly
Cellular component (GO): axoneme
Source: RefSeq, a predicted model, not a curated record